Molecule: messenger RNA, 2772 nt
Organism: Pieris macdunnoughi
Lineage: Eukaryota; Metazoa; Arthropoda; Insecta; Lepidoptera; Pieridae
Source: the annotation of a GenBank genome assembly
AUGCCACCCGUUGCUGUGCCUAAUGAGGCGCCAAAAAAAUCGCUUCGGAUUGCAAUUAUCGGACAGAGUACGUUCGCGGCGGAAGUUUUUAAAUUGCUUUUAAAGGAUGGACACCAGGUCGUCGGUGUAUUCACUGUCUUAGAUAAAGGGAACAGAGAGGAUCCUUUGGCAACCAUCGCGUCACAAAAUGGAAUACCAGUGUUUAAAUACAAGAGUUGGAGAAUCAAAGGCAAAGUUAUACCGGAAGUUUUAGAAGAAUACAAAUCCGUACAAGCAGAUUUGAACGUUCUACCAUUCUGCACCCAAUUUAUCCCCAUGGAAGUGAUUCUCUACCCCCAGUACCAAAGUAUUUGCUACCACCCCAGCAUCCUCCCGAGACAUAGAGGAGCGUCAUCCGUAAAUUGGACCCUUAUAGAAGGCGACACAACUUGUGGUCUUUCCAUAUUCUGGGCGGAUGACGGUUUAGAUACAGGACCAAUUUUACUGCAAAAAAGUUUUCCGUGCACUAUUGAUGACACUGUUGAUACAAUUUAUAAUAAAUAUUUAUAUCCCGAAGGGAUUAAGGCUUUAUCUGAAUCGGUAAAUAUGGUAGCAAAUGGUACAGCACCUAAAAUUAAUCAAACAGAGGAGGGAGCUACUUAUGAUCCAGCAUUAUUUAAGGCGGAGACGCAUCAGAUCGAUUGGUCCAAAGGUGGUGUAGCCCUACACAACUUCAUCAGAGGACUUGAUUCGUCUCCAGGAGCCACCACUUUCAUUAAACCACAAACCAAAGAUAGUGAAAAUGAAAAUAUUGAGAUCAAGUUCUUUGGAUCUGCUCUAUGGGAAGGCGAAUAUGAAGCAGAGGGAGAUGUUAUUAUUAUACCUGGAUUAGAUAAACCGGCUGUGAUACAUGACGGUGGUUUGCUGAUUACAGCAAAUGAUGGUGUAAAGUUAAAUAUACAAAGAUUAAAAGUUAACGGAAAAAUGAUCAACGCGCAAAAUUUUUACAAAGCUAAUGAAAACAAAGUCUCACUAGAGUUAACUGACGAAGAGAAGCAAUUCGUUGAGAACGCUAGAAAUAUUUGGAAAGCAAUACUUAGAAUCGACAUAGACAAUGACACGGAUUUCUUCGACUCGGGAGCAGGUUCCAUGGAUGUUGUUAGAUUAGUAGAAGAAAUCAAAGACUUAGUUAAUGUAGAACUACAAAACGAAGAUAUUUAUAUGAACACAACGUUUGAAGAAUUUUACAUGAUAGCAAUUUUAAAAGCAAGAGGAGAUUCGAGUAAUCAAGAAAUUAAGUACGAAGGUGUUGAGAUGGAAGUUAACAAAAUGAAAAUAAAAUUCGCAACACAAUUGUUCAUUGAUGGACAGUUUGUUGAUUCUGAUAGUGGAAAGACAUUAACAUUGAUUAAUCCAAGUGACGAGUCAGUUAUAUGCAAAGUGCAGAGUGCGUCCAAAAAUGAUGUUGAUAAAGCUGUAAACGCUGCGAAAAAGGCAUUUGAAGAAGGAGAGUGGUCGAAAAUCAGCGCCAGGGAACGUGGACAGAUUUUAUUCAAGUUAGCAGACCUUAUGGAGCAACAUAAAGAAGAACUAGCCACUAUAGAAUCGAUUGACUCAGGCGCAGUAUACACGUUAGCUCUCAAAACUCACGUGGGUAUGUCCAUUGAAACCUGGAGAUAUUUCGCGGGAUGGUGUGACAAAAUUCAAGGGUCUACUAUCCCCAUUAAUCAUGCCAGACCCAAUAGAAAUUUGACUUUAACGAAGAAGGAACCAAUAGGUGUCUGUGCGCUUAUCACCCCAUGGAAUUACCCACUCAUGAUGCUUUCGUGGAAAAUGGCAGCAUGUUUGGCGGCUGGCAACACUGUUGUUAUGAAGCCUGCAGCGGUUUGUCCACUUACCGCUCUCAAAUUCGCUGAACUAUGCGUACGCGCCGGGGUGCCGCGUGGUGUAGUGAAUAUUCUCCCAGGAAGUGGCACGGUCUGUGGUCAGGCUCUGGCUGACCAUCCACUGGUUAGGAAACUUGGGUUCACUGGUAGUACUGAAAUUGGUCAAACGAUAAUGAAAUCCUGCGCAGCGUCCAAUAUGAAAAAGGUGUCGUUAGAGCUGGGUGGAAAGUCACCGCUCGUGAUAUUUGACGACUGUGACCUGGAAAAGGCUGUUAGGAAUGGUAUGGCAUCAGUAUUCUUCAAUAAAGGCGAGAAUUGCAUAGCAGCCGGUCGUCUAUUUGUAGAGGAGUCCAUACACGAUGAGUUUGUUAGAAGAGUUGUAAUUGAAACUAAGAAGAUGAGUAUCGGGGACCCCCUUAAUAGAGGAACAGCCCAUGGCCCCCAAAACCACAAGGCACAUAUGGAUAAAUUGAUUAAGUUCUGUGAACGAGGCGUAAAAGAGGGCGCUAAAUUAGUAUACGGCGGUAAUAGAGUAGACCGACCAGGCUACUUCUUUGAACCAACAAUCUUUACUAAUGUCACAGAUGACAUGUGGAUAGCGAAAGAGGAAUCGUUCGGGCCCAUUAUGAUUAUUAGCAAGUUUAAUAGCAAAAACAUGGACGAAGUUAUUCGUAGAGCAAAUGACACAGAGUAUGGUUUGGCUAGUGGUGUAUUUACAAAAGACGUCUCCAGAGCUCUGCAGUUCGCAGAAAAAAUAGACGCUGGAACAGUCUUUAUUAACACUUAUAAUAAGACAGAUGUUGCUGCACCCUUCGGCGGUUUUAAGCAAUCCGGUUUUGGAAAGGAUCUCGGUCAGGAUGCUUUGAACGAAUACCUCAAGACGAAAACUGUUACUAUAGAAUAUUAG